Molecule: messenger RNA, 2004 nt
Organism: Parnassius apollo (apollo)
Lineage: Eukaryota; Metazoa; Arthropoda; Insecta; Lepidoptera; Papilionidae
Source: the annotation of a GenBank genome assembly
AUGAGAGUCUUAAGUUCUUGGAAAGUUAUUGGAAAUAUCAUGGAUGUUUCUCUCAAGAAAAUGAGCUACAUUCAAAAAUAUAGGACUGAAUGGGAGAAUGACGAAGACUUUAAACAGUGGAUAAAGCCAAUAGCGGAUAGUCCAACGAAAGCCUUUUGCAAGUAUUGUCAUGUAGAAAUUGCUGCCAAAAUUUAUGAUUUACGUAAGCACAGAGAAUCUAAAAAACACAAAGCAAAAUGUGAAUUAAUCACAAAAAAUAAACAGAUCCAGUUUACCUCUACACCUGAUGAUGGUUUAAAGAACAGUCAAAAAGCUGAAGGCCAGCUUGCCUUGUUCAUUGCUGAACAUACUUCCAUAUCCAACACUGACCACCUUACAGACCUUUGUAAAGAAGUUUUUCAUGAUUCAAAGUGUGCCAAAGAUAUAAAAAUGCAUAGAACUAAAUGUACGCAAGUUAUAAAUCAAGUGCUGGCGCCGCAUUUUAAGGAUACUCUUCUAAAAGAUAUUGGCACGCAGAAAUAUAGUAUUAUUUUAGAUGAAUCUACGGAUGUUAGCGUCUCAAAAUACAUGGGAAUAAUAAUACGAUAUUUUAGCCUGAAUACGAAUAAUAUUGUGUCAUCAUUUCUGUCUCUGGAGCCUAUUGAAAGAGCUGAUGCGAGAAGUAUUGUCACAUCUUUAGUAAAAUGUUUGGAGUCACAAAGUCUUCCAAUACAAAAUUUGAUUGGGAUCGGCACCGACAAUGCCUCGGUCAUGACGGGCCGAAAUAACAGCGUAAUUGAAAUUUUGAAGAGAGAAUAUAAUUUACCAAAUUUGAUCCUCAUUAGAUGCAUCUGCCACUCUUUGCAAUUGGCGGUCAGCCAUGCGUCUGAAAGCAAUCUGCCACGUAACAUAGAAUUUCUGAUAAGAGAGACGUACAACUGGUUCUCCAUUUCUCCAAAACGCCGAGACGAAUAUAAAGCGCUGUUUCAAACAAUUAACUGCGGGGAUGAACCAUUAAAAAUAUUAAAGGUUUGUGACACCCGUUGGUUAUCAAUAGAGCCUGCUGUGUUGAGAAUAUUGGCACAAUGGAACGAGUUAAAACUACAUUUUUCUUUGGCCAGAGAGAAGUGCUAUACAGCGGGACUUCUUUGGGAAAUGUACAAUGACGAGGGUGAAAAUAUUGAUCCUGUCAAACUGUUAGAAACUCUGAUGACCUUGUUACGAUCUGUCUGCGUUAGAAUAAUAAUACCAGGCGCCGCGACAACAGACAAAGAUUUCCUCACUAUCAAAGUAGAAGAUCAUCUAGAUCCAGUUGCACAUUUGGGACAUCUUUUCGAAUCUCAUGCCAGUAAUAGCAACUUAUCUCCGCAAGCAAUUUCUAAUAUCAAAAAACGAUGCAUCGACUUCAGUGUCAAGUUGGUACAAGAAAUUCAGAACAGAAUACCUUCUAAUUACGAGAUCCUAGCAAAAGUAACACUCUUAAGUCCAGAGAACACAUUAAAACAGAUCAAGGAUCCUCAUGCACUGGUUGGAUUAGCAAGAGAAUUGGGAUUCGAUGACCAAAAGACAGAUAAAAUUGUUCAACAAUGGAAAACUAUACAAUUCAUAGAAUGGGAAACUGCAGGAGACAGUGUUAAAUUCUGGGCGCAAGUCUUAAAAUACAAGAAUGCAGCAGGAGUUAAUACAUUUCGAGAACUAGCUGACUUGGCUAUUGCUGCAAUGUCCCUUCCUCACUCUAAUGCGGAAGUAGAAAGGCUGUUCAGCGUGAUGAACACUGUAAAAAAUAAAUUGAGAAAUAGAAUGUGUUCAUUGACACUCAAUUCUAUAAUAAUGAUUAGAAAUCAAUUAAAAAUAAAGAAGAAAAAUUGUCACAACUAUGUUUUACCGCCUGAGGUUUUAAAAAAAAUUAAAAAAACUGUCAAACCUUUAAAACAAAUCGUAACACCAUCUACAUCAUCAUCACCCAUUGACGAAGAGGUUAUAGAAUUACCAGAUGACAUUGCAGACCUACAAAUUGAUUAUUAA